CUUGGACCCUUGGUUAUUCAAAGGCCAGGAUGGCGGGGCAGCGGUUAUUUGGGCUAUUUCCAGAGCCUCUCUCCCCGGCUGUGACAGCAUCCAGGGCACGCCACCCGCCCCGGCCCCGGCCCGGCUCCCGCGCGGCCCCGCUCUGGGCGCUUCCCCGCGGCCGGCGGUGUGGGAGCGGGGGACGUCAGUGUGAGGGGGCCGGUCCUGGGCAGGGCAGGGCGCCCGCGUCCCGUCCCUCCCCGCCCCUCGCCGCGGCUCCCUCCCUCCGGCUGGGGGCGGCCGGGUCGGCCCUCGCCGGGAUCCCAUUCCUCCUCCCUCGGUGCAUGGUCGCGGCGGGAGCGGAGGAGGGUGAGCCCGGCGGGGCGCGGGCCGGAGGCGGCGGCGAGAGCGGAGCCCCAGCGCGGAGGAGCCGCCUCUGCCCGGCAGCGGUGAGGCAGCGGCACCGCUGAAGUUGUGCGGGGUAUUGCCAGGCAUCUGAAGGGGUUGACUAAGACCUAAGGAUUUGGAACAGUGGUGUAUGAUGUCAAUCAGUGGGCAGUCCUUGUAGCCUCCCCACCAGCCUGCAGUGUCAUGUGCUAGUAUGAAUGUUAAGAAAGAAACGCAUACUUCAGAGCUCAGCAUCCCAGAAAGAAAAAAGGAGGAACUAAACAGAGAGAGCAAAUGAUUGCACUGCUUGCAAGACUUGAGGCUGUUCACUUCUUCUCUUGAGAAGCUUCAUCUUGGCCUUCGUGAGAGAGUUGAGAAAGUAGGCAGAGCAGCCACAGUGAUUGUCUUAGGGUCCUUUUCCUUUUUUAAUUUCAUUUUUUCUCUGGAUUUUAAGUGUGCUGCACUGAUCACAAGCACUGGACAUCAAUAUGUGUCAUGUCAUUGUAACGUGUCGGUCGAUGCUAUGGACUCUCCUGAGUAUCGUGGUGGCUUUUGCAGAGCUCAUUGCCUUCAUGAGUGCAGACUGGCUGAUUGGCAGAGCGAAGCCUUCAGGCUCGGAGGAGGUGGACAACAGAACGGGGGGACAGCAGGAGCCCUACCGUCCCACGCUGGGCAUCUACGGGCGCUGCACCAGGAUCCCCCACAUGCAGUUCUCCAGACGAGACACGCUUUGUGGUCCUUAUGCUGAAAACUUCAGUGAGAUUGCCAGUGGGUUCUGGCAGGCAACCGCUAUUUUCCUAGCCAUGGGAAUCAUGAUUCUCUGCACCGUGGCAUUUGUAUCUGUCUUUACUAUGUGUGUGCAGAGUAUUAUGAAGAAAAGCAUUUUUAAUGUCUGUGGGCUGCUACAAGGGAUUGCAGGGCUCUUCCUUAUCUUAGGCUUGAUACUUUACCCUGCAGGUUGGGGAUGCCAGAAGGCGAUAAGCUAUUGUGGACCUUAUGCUUCUGCUUACAAACUAGGAGACUGCUCCUUGGGCUGGGCUUUCUACACAGCUAUCGGCGGCACUGUUCUGACGUUCAUCUGUGCAGUCUUCUCGGCGCAAGCUGAAAUAGCCACAUCCAGUGACAAAGUGCAAGAAGAAAUAGAAGAAGGAAAAAACCUUAUCUGCCUCCUUUAACUCCAGCGGGGAAAAAUACCAGCACCUGGAUCUUUAUCUGCUUUCCAUUGACUGGGCAAGCAGAUCCAUUUACCUGUUUUUACCAUUUGUGUGAUUGAGCCCCAUGCAUUCCAACCCUGAACUACUGAAAGGGUCUUUCUUCUUUGCUGGGCAAUGAGGAUCAGAGAAAGGAUCCCAAGAAAGCAGAAUGUAAAUACUUGGGGAUAUUUUUAGUUUCAUUCUGUGAUCAGGACACAGUGAUAUUAAUCCGACUGGGGAUGUGAGUAAUCACAUGUAUAUAACAGGAAUGUUGUUAAAACUGAAAAAUUCUGAUUGAUCGGAUUGCCUAACCCACCAUGGUCACUUUGAAGAAUUUGGGUUUAAAAUAAUAAAAGCCAGCACAUUUUUUUUUAAG
Molecule: messenger RNA, 1935 nt
Organism: Passer montanus (Eurasian tree sparrow)
Lineage: Eukaryota; Metazoa; Chordata; Aves; Passeriformes; Passeridae
Gene: LHFPL2
Product: LHFPL tetraspan subfamily member 2
Exons: 4
Coding region: 855-1541 (228 amino acids)
Cellular component (GO): membrane
Source: RefSeq, a predicted model, not a curated record